CCGUCGCGAUGCCCGCGUGCGCGGCGUGUCGCGCGCGCGACGCCGAUAUAUUUUGUCUCGCCGACGAGGCGUUCCUGUGCGCGACGUGCGACGCGCGCGUGCACGGGGCGAACGCGGUCGCGGCGAGACACGAGAGGAUCACGGUGGAUGAGUGGUAUAAACGAACGCUCGAGGCGGGAUUGAGUGAGGCGAAGGAGUGCGGGGAUUGGAAAGCGGCGGCGAGCGCGACGGCGAGCGCGAGGCGCGAGGACGAGGACGGACGAGGACGCGGGACGAGCGAGAGUUUGAGGGAGAAGAGUUUCAGUUUGUUUAAGAGGGACGAUGCGAAGACGACGACGCACGAUUCGACGUCGAGCAUGGACGCGACGAUCAGUGCGUGGGAUGUGGGCGUGUUUUUGAAUUUAGGUGAGAACGGAGAAGAGGAUACGAGUCCAAGGGCGCCGCGAAUGUCGAGUAAUAGCGACACGAUGAUUUUCGAUUUGGACGACGAUCCGUUGGCUUCUUUGCUGGAGAUGCCCGAAACAGAGUCGGCGCUUUUAUUCGAUGGCGAUGCGGCGUCUAUUUCCGCCGCUCUGGAGGCGGUGGCGGAUCAGAUUCAAGCGGUGAGCCCGAAUCAAGCCGCCGCCAAGGCGUACGUCUCGAAGAGCGCGAGAGAUAAUUUCACUCCGCGACCGUCGCCUCUUGGAUUGGGACUGCCCGCGGCGCAGCGUGGGCCCGCAGAGACGGUAGGUUCCUAUCCACCCGGGGCUUUUCCACCCAUAAUGAUGCCGAUGUCGAGCGAUCUCUUCGGCAUCCCUCGACGCGUGGUGAGCAAGGAGCGCCAAGCGCAGCUCGACAGAUAUCGCGCCAAGCGCGAGCGUCGAUUGAUGGGGUUGAAGAAAGUGGUGCGCUAUGAAUGCCGUAAAACGCUCGCAGACGCGCGCGUUCGCGUGAAGGGUCGUUUCGUUAAGGCUAAUCCGGAUGAGAAGACUUCAGCGCUAAAGUCAUUUCAAAGCUGUCCAGACUUGUCGGCGUUGGUUGAGGAUGAGGACAACGCAAAGCCCCUAUCUUUCGCACCGAUGAAGCACACAACGCUCGACGAUCAGCAGCUACAUCAACAAAACUCUAAACGGCGCAUCUCAGAUGAUCGUUUGUCGAACUCUGACGCGUCGCAUGACGAUAAGUUGGAUGUUCAGUCGAUGCGAUACGAGAUUCUUCGCGACUCGGGCGCGCCGGCGCUGCAUCCACCCACGAUCCCAGAGACCUUACCUCUCCCCAGUGGCUUAAGACGCACGAAGCAGAUGCGUCACUGCCAAAGCGAAAUUAAUUUGAUGGACUUGGCUGGCUAUUAGCAAGUGUACACCGGUGUAGUCAACUACGAGAAGCGCCGCUCAGCGCCGACGGCGCGCCAUCCGCGGUAAUAUCGAGACUUCGUAUUUAUGAAUAUAUAUUGUACAUUCUGUAUCAU
This is a messenger RNA of Ostreococcus lucimarinus CCE9901, 1447 nucleotides long. RefSeq lists its product with no specific name. The coding region runs from base 9 to 1331 and encodes 440 amino acids. The record is from RefSeq and is a predicted model, not a curated record. NCBI's taxonomy places the organism in Eukaryota, Viridiplantae, Chlorophyta, Mamiellophyceae, Mamiellales, Bathycoccaceae. Gene Ontology annotation, molecular function: zinc ion binding; protein binding. Gene Ontology annotation, biological process: regulation of flower development. The transcript is spliced from 3 exons.